Messenger RNA from Bactrocera oleae (olive fruit fly), 966 nucleotides. The record is from RefSeq and is a predicted model, not a curated record. Lineage: Eukaryota; Metazoa; Arthropoda; Insecta; Diptera; Tephritidae.
GAGUAUUUAUAUAUCUUCACAAUCGAGUUUAUAUUUUCUUUGCCAAUUCUGCUUUAAUUAAUGUUUCUUUCAUUUACAAUAUUAACUGAAACAUAUAAUGAGUUCUGUAUACUGAAAUUAAAAAAACAUAUAAUAUUAACAAAAAGGAAAAAUAAAUAUAAGAAAUCAAAUAGCUGCAACUCUGCUUUCCAUGUUUGAGAAAUUGAUUGAAGAUAGGCAAGUGAAUUUAAAUCAACGCCGUCAAUGCGAAUAUACGGCGCUUAGUUUCUACAAAAGAAUUUCAUAAAGCUUAAAACCAAAACCACGUAAAUUAAAUUAAGUGGUUUUUAACAUAAGAUAGUAAAUGCUACAAGCUACAAAUAUCCAUAACGAAUGCGCUCCGAACAAUCUCCCAUCUCUAACUCGUUACGUUUUAUUAUCAUUGCCGAGUGAACAAACAGCUGUUUCCAAGAGCUGAAAACUUUUAAUUAUAUAUUUAAUUCCUGCAGCACAUUUGUAUAAAAAUCGGAUUAGAUAAUUACAAAAAUGCUUCUAAAACAUAUAAUAACAAAAAGUCAGCAACAGAUUCGUUGUAUCUCUUCCGCAACAGCUGCUGUAACAAGACUACAUCGCUCCGUGUAUUGCCGCAUGUAUCCUACGGUCGUUGUGCAGCCUGAUGGUUCCACAAUUAACAUACGCUAUCACGAGCCAAGGAAAAUAAUCAAGCUGCCAUUGGACCUAAGUACUUUAAGCGAAGCUGAGCGGAAGGCACGGUUAGAAGCACGUAAACCACGAAAGAAGGUCAAGAUCAUGGAGGAAGUUGAGGAUACAUUUAAUGCAAAGAAAUAUAUGAAAUAUAUUAAGAAGAAAUAAUAGUUGAAUUUAUAUUAUUAGCAGAUUGCAGCCAAAGUGAAAAUGUACGUGAUAAACGUGUUAAAAAUUAUGAAUUUGAAUAUUAAAAUUCCUUCAAAUCUUGUGUUAACUGAA